AUGGCUUCUGUAUACAUAGGAAACAGAGGCAUGACUCCUGUAUACAUAGGAAACAGAGGCAUGGCUCCUGUAAACAUAGGAAACAGAGGCAUUACUCCUGUAUACAUAGGAAACAGAGGCAUGGCUCCUGUAUACAUAGGAAACAGAUGCAUGGCUCCUGUAAACCUAGGAAACAGAGGCACGGCUCCUGUAUACAUUGGAAACAAAGGCAUGACUCCUGUAAACAUAGAAAACAGAGGCAUGGCCCCUGUAUACAUAGGAGCCAGAGGCAUGACUCCGGUAUACAUAGGAAACGGAGGCAUGGCUCCUGCAUACAUAGGAAACAGCGGCAUGGCUCCUUUAUACAUAGAGAACAGAGGCAUGACUCCGGAAUACAUAGCAAACAGAGGCCUGGCUCCUGUAUACAGAGGAAACAGAGGCAUGCCUCCUGUAUACAUAGAAAAUAGAGGCAUGGCUCCUUUAUACAUAGAAAACAAAGGCAUGACUCCUGUAAACAUAGAAAACAGAGGCAUGACUCCGGAAUACAUAGCAAACAGAGGCCUGGCUCCUGUAUACAUUGGAAACAAAGGCAUGGCUCCAGUAUACAUAGCAAACAGUGGCAUGGCUCCUGUACACAUAGGAAACAGAAGCAUGGCUCCUGUAUGCAUAGGAAACAGAGGAAUAGCUCCUGUAUACAUAGCAAACAGUGGCAUGGCUCCUGUACACAUAGGAAACAGAGUCAUGGUUCCUGUAUAA
This is a messenger RNA of Mizuhopecten yessoensis (Yesso scallop), 735 nucleotides long. RefSeq lists its product as uncharacterized. NCBI's taxonomy places the organism in Eukaryota, Metazoa, Mollusca, Bivalvia, Pectinida, Pectinidae. The coding region runs from base 1 to 735 and encodes 244 amino acids. The record is from RefSeq and is a predicted model, not a curated record. The transcript has a single exon.